AUUUAGUGCGAGCCUGCAAUGUUUGAAAAUGGCGGUGUAUGAGGUAUUCACCCACGCAGAGCUGCGCCGAUACAGGGCGUCCGUGUGCUCUAAGGCCACACUCUUCAUGUUCGCUGUGUUGGUGCUGACCUUCAUACCACCUCUGUUUGUUGUGUACAGAAGCUAUGGCUUCUGGCAGAAAGAGGCGUAUUAUCGGGAGUUUCCAGCCGUUACAUUCAAACGAGACUUGCUGCUGGUUGUUGAGCUUCAGGAUUCAGGGGAAUAUGUAACCUACAGCACCUACCAGAAAUACAACCUCCUGCAGCAAGAGCGUCUUCGGGUACCCGUCAUUAAGACACGAGAAGAGGACACCAAUGGCGACGGUCGGGCGGACAGAAUGGUUCUGAACAUCGAGAUGCCGCUGAACGAUGUGGAGAAUGUAGUUGGGGUGAAACUGCUGCUGUUCUACUACUACAGGCUACAGAAGUUUUCCUCAUUCUACAUGGAGUCCCUGGGUUACAUCGAGCACUUCUCCCCUAAUCCUGGCGCUGAGCUGGAAGUGUUCGGGACUCUCCGAUUCCGACAGAAACAGCCGCUGAAUCAUCGUGGAAUUGAUACAAGAUAUAAUGGCUCCCUGAUAAACCAGACCAGCACAUUUGCUGAAACCUACGAACUCUCCACGAUCUUCAGAACAUAUUCUCAGAGAAAUGCGACCACCAUGCUGGAGGACCAGUACAAGAUCUGGAAGAGUGGGCGUGGCACAGGCAAGCCGUUCCUCAUCUCAGCAACCAUCGACUACCCAGAGGAUGUGUAUCUCUACACCCCUGGCUUCUGGUACCUCAUCAAGUGGGGCUGGAUACAAUACGUCGCUGUGCUCUUCAUCUUCAUCUUCAUCUUCGAAAGAGUUAAAGUCUUCAUCUUUCAGAAUCAGUUUGUUACAACUCAUGUUGACCGAGCUUUCAAGGAGAAGAAACUGUUGUGAUGCGAGACUGACCGCGACACAUUGGACAAUGGUGCCUUACCCUGCUACACACAAGUACCACAGUUACUGGAAGAGGCACUGGUACUUAAGAGUUUCAGGCGUUGUAGUAGAAAGAAAAAUAUGGUUAAAAAUGAAAUUAUCAGAUAUUAUUUAAUUAGUAAACACCUGACAUAUAUCAUUACUCCUUAUCUCAAACGUUUUUUUUUAGCUCACCUGACCUAAUCAACGGAUCCUAUGAACAAGGCUGUGAAGCUGGAACUUUGUAUGAAUGAUCCCAGCUAUCUUGUGCUAACAAAAGUCACAUAAGACUGAAAACAUGGCGGCCUUAUUGAAAAUGUCAUUUUUGUCUAUGAAUAACGUACAUAUUUAGGAUACGCCAAGUGCAAGCCACAAGGAAUGCUCAAGGCCCUAUAUUAUUACCUGGUCAUUGGGUGUAUGUACAUGCAGGAGUCAAGCUGCCAAACAUGGUCGCCUAGCUAACUACUUUCCACAACCAGCAUCGCUUAACUUUACCUGUUUGUGACCACGUGCCACAGAUUUACAGUAAUGCAGAAUUACACAAUAACACUUUUUGGCGUAUACUAAUCCCUAGCCAUGUGUGUGCUAACUGACAAAUGCACACAGAAUUCCAAUCUGACUUCAAACUUGGCCAUCAUUGUCUUCGUAAUUAAGGUGAGCUAAAAAACGUUUUUACUAAAUUGUUUUAAAAGUCACAUUAAGAAAAAUGAAUGCUUGAGGACUUGCCCCCACUGUCUCUAUGUGUCGAAGCCAAGGGCAGGAUAGUUGACAAGGACUGUAGGAGGAGUUUGGCCUCCAUGGGUCAGUAGGUAAGACAGCGCUAGAAACUUACACGAGUCCAGUAGUUCUUAUAAUGAUACAUAUAGCAAAACCCUUGAAAAGGGCAAAUUUCUACUAAUCCUUAGGAUUCAUUAACUAUUGGGCAGUUUGGCAAGGACUUCUAACACUGUAAAAGAAGGCAGUCAGUCGUCACAGAUUGCACAGGUUGUCUUCUUACGUUGCUCGCGUUGAGCUAGCUCGUUAGUACGAUCAGUGUUAUAUUUGUAAAUUAAUCCGUCCAUUCCAGGAAGGGUGUUUUAAUGAAGUUCCUUCACGUUUAUAAUGUUAAUAAUGUCCUGUGUAUAUAUUGGCUGUAGAUAUUGUUCCUACUCUUUAACUAAAGACUGUAUGUAGAAAACAGUAUGAUCGUGGAACUCUCCAAUUACCUUCAUGUAUCCAGCAUCCAGGUUGAUCACGAGGUACACACACAUUCAAGCUCAGCGAUUCCUGUGAGCUAACAAUACAUGGUGACAUGCAAGAAGCGGAGUGCGUGAUAUGGAGUAAUUGCAAUUAUUUAUUUUGUCCUCGUGGAAAGUGCCACACAUGUGAAAUCAUGGCAAGUAUAUUCCAGAAGCCAGCUCGGAGGGCGUUGUUGUAAAUACUAGAUGGAUGUUCUAGAGUCGGUGAUAUGUAAAUAUUCCUAUACAUAAUAAAACUUUUAUAACAAAAUGAAA
Molecule: messenger RNA, 2472 nt
Organism: Haliotis rufescens (red abalone)
Lineage: Eukaryota; Metazoa; Mollusca; Gastropoda; Lepetellida; Haliotidae
Product: transmembrane protein 231-like
Exons: 7
Coding region: 29-961 (310 amino acids)
Biological process (GO): cilium assembly; regulation of protein localization
Cellular component (GO): ciliary membrane; ciliary transition zone
Source: RefSeq, a predicted model, not a curated record